CGUAGUCCUCUGUUUCUUCGGACGUGAAGUAUGACCACCAUGGCGAAUCUCUCUGCCUUGCUCCUCGCCUUCGCCAUGUACCUGGUUUCCCCAGUGGUGGACGCUGGAGGCGUCAGUUAUGUUGGCUCAGGCUAUGGUGGCCUCGGAUAUGGGGCUGGUGGCUACGGAGGUCUUGGCUACGGUGGCCUGGGUGGUACCGGCCUAGGUGGAGUGGGCUUGGGUGGUGUCGGCCUAAGUGGAGCGGGCCUUGGUGGUGUUGGCCUGCUUGGAGCUGGCCUGGGUGGAGCUGGCCUGGGUGGUGUCGGCCUGGGCGGUGUCGGCUUGACUGGAGCUGGCCUGGGUGGAGCUGGCCUGGGUGGUGUUGGUGUGGGCAGCAGCGUUGCUCUCCUUAGUGGGGGACCCGCCUUCGCCAAGCUGGUAGCUGGGCCAGCUUUUGUUGUCAGAACCGUUCACCACGUUAACAAAGUCAAUGCUGGAGGUGCCCUCCUCGCCCACUCCGGCCUGGGAAGUGGAUACGGACGUGGCGGCUAUGGGGGCUAUGGAGGAUACGGCGGAUAUGGAAUUUAUGGUGGAUACGGUGGCUACGGCUACAAAGGCUAAUUGUUUCGUUCCCUGACAUGCUGUUUCAUUUGUACCAUUCAAAUGUACGAUAGAUUAUUUUUACACUUAUUUUACCAAUACAUCAAUAAAGCAUUCUAUGUGGUUUCAUUCUCGUUUCUCACUAAAUAGGUGUGUGGACUGCCACCGUCCAUAAUUACUCAAAAGAAAGCUUAUUGUGGUGUCCGUAGGUUUACGGUUCUAUUCGCAUAAAUCUCUCAUUGAUGAGAGUUGUGCACUGAGGAAGAAAAUCUGCUUGGGUUUCUACUAUUGUUAAUAAUUAUUUUUCUCUUACGAAAGGCAUGACCAAGACUUGAUAUGCCUGAUAAUAAUUAGUCUUUGAGACCUGAAUAUAAGACUGAGACUUCACUGAGACCUCCCAACAGCUACUUGUUCACUUCGCUUGAGACUUACACAGAUCAUAAAUGGUGUAUGCUAUAUACAUUUCCGCUGAAAUAAAAAAGGCUGGACCCUCGCUUAGCGAUAGGCGAUAUACAUGAAGCAUUAGCACUAUCACAUACUUUUUGGAUCUGCUCUUCAAAAAGCAAUGAAUAAGUUCUUUUUGAAUAUGAAAGAGUUUCCUAUUAUAACCAUCAUGGUGAGACGCAUUUUCAAAAAGCACUAGCUUUUCUGGCGUUUAUGUGCACGACGCUUUGCUUUAGCUUAAAAAGUAGUGUCAUGGUACAGGCACCUUACGCUGCGUUGCGUAAAUUUAAUAACUUGAGACGUGAAUAGUUCUAAUACAAAUGACCGAAACCACACAAGCAAAGUUAACAAUCAGGCUCCCGUUCAUUCUUGUCCUAUACGAGAGUAAAUAAUUAAUGCGCACAGGAUUUCUUAUUGAAACCUAUUCAAUAUGACAACAAUAAAGGAGCACUGGAACAAAAACUUGGCUCCUCGCAUUUUCUUUAUUCAAUAGGGAGCUUGUCACCCAGUUAACAAAACUGGAAAGCUCAUUUGCUUGAGUAGGCAACGCUUAUUUAAUUAGCGACGGUUUACAGCUCUCAGACGUAGCUGCGGUUUCAAAGAGCAUCGAGGUGGGGAAGACAAGUUCCCAUUGGCUAUGCAAACACCACUAGACAAGUCACUGUGCAAAGUAGUGGCGUCAGAACUGCGAGGAAGCGGACACCACAUUGACUAGGCAACACAAACACAUGAACUCAUUAAAUCAGUUUAUUUACGCAGCACAAUGUUGAUGUCGGUGCCGUGACGCCCUCCCCAUCUUGCUCAGUUUCACGGCAUGCGCUUUAAAAUUGUUUUCAAAAUGAAUAUGUUGUAGUAUAUAUUUAAACCUCCUAUAUAUUAGAUGUUGUGUGUCUCCUCAUAGAACUGUCUCACUUAUCUCGUCCUGGAAAGUUUGCGUCAGUGCUCCUAUAAAAUCGUACAAAAUUAACAGAAAUAUAAAACUUAUGCUAAUUGACUACAACCACAACCAACGCGAUUCAAGGAAAAAUAAUUUACACCGAAAAGACUAUGAGAUCAAUAAUGUUGAGAAGUCAUGAACCAUAAGCCUAUUUUUUGCAGUUAGGUUGAGUAGCUUUCUUGUGCGCCUGGUAUUUUACGAGUGGACUAUUGUCAAGCUAUUUGCAACUGUCCUCGCCAAUAAAAGAUUACAGCAAGUCUAUAUAAUUCAGUCUCAGUACAAUGUCCGGUCUUUUAGUUUACUAUACUCGGUGACAACACUCUGUGGCAGCAGGAGAGCCAAGGCUUGAAAGCCCAAAAAAUUGGCAAAUCCUACGUACAGUGGGAAUCAAUGAUAUUCAAAGCGCGAAUGAGAAAUGUUGACAUGUCACUUUAAAUCAGCAGAAUGUUACGAGGUGGAAGUAAAUGAUUCCGUACAU
This is a messenger RNA of Rhipicephalus microplus (southern cattle tick), 2438 nucleotides long. RefSeq lists its product as uncharacterized. Lineage: Eukaryota; Metazoa; Arthropoda; Arachnida; Ixodida; Ixodidae. The record is from RefSeq and is a predicted model, not a curated record.